Molecule: messenger RNA, 5911 nt
Organism: Phyllostomus discolor (pale spear-nosed bat)
Lineage: Eukaryota; Metazoa; Chordata; Mammalia; Chiroptera; Phyllostomidae
Gene: KDM8
Product: lysine demethylase 8
Exons: 7
Coding region: 374-1720 (448 amino acids)
Cellular component (GO): nucleus
Molecular function (GO): histone H3K36 demethylase activity
Source: RefSeq, a predicted model, not a curated record
AGAAUUUUGUUUUGUGCCUGCGUUAAGCCAGGUUGUUGUGCGCCUGCGCAGUUUUUGGUGUCGCGUGGGUGCAACGCCAGUGUGCCUGCGCGGUCUUUUGUUUCUUCCUGGUUAGUUGUAUCAGGUAGUUAGUUUCAGGCCGGCUAGAAACGCCUGAGGACGGGGUUCGGAAUGGCCCUGCAGAAGUGAAGCCUCAGAGGAGGCGUCGGGAAGGGAAGGGGUGUGAGGUCUCGGAGUGGAGGGUAGGUGCGACCAAGUGCAGCGCCGGGAGGGACCAGUGGGGGCCGACGCUCUAGACACCUGAAGGGCAGAGCUUUCCGACUUGGUAGGAGUUAACUCAGCAUCGGUACCGCAUUAUGCAGUCAUUAUCAGGAUGCAAAAUAAUGUACUCAGACUAAGCUGGCAAGUGUACCUAAUGGCUGAAGACAGCAACAGAGACACCCUGCCAGGAAUGGGGCCUCUCCAGGAGGCCCUCAGGGCACUGCUGCCCCGCACUAAAGAAGAACUGAAGUUGGACCUCAGUGAGAAUGUGCAUAGGAGUGUGCUGAUUCUGCUGCAGCAAGCCACCAACCUCUUCUAUGAGGGCAGAAGGAGUGAGUGUCUGCAGACAACUGAGGCACUCCUUGACUACUCCUGGGAGAAACUCAAUACUGGGGUGUGGCGGGACGUGGACAAAGACUGGCGUCGGGUUUAUUCCUUCAGCUGCCUUCUGAAAACCAUGUGUCUUUGUGAAACACCUGGGGACGCUACCACCGUGGCAGCAGCCCUGAAGGUCUGUGACAUGGGCCUGCUGAUGGGGGCAGCCAUCCUUGGGGACAUCCUCAGUAAAGUCGCUGCCAUCCUUCAGACCCACCUGCUGUCUGGAAAAAGGCCUGCCCAAGGCCCAGCCCAGGAGCAGCCUGGCAUAAAGAAAGCCAGGAAUGGCCACACUUCGAUUCCAGAUACGAGGUCAGAAGAAGCAGUUCCCCGACUUCACUGUCCGUCCCUCCAGUAUUUCAGGAAACAUUAUUUGGUUCCACAGAGGCCUGUGAUCUUAGAGGGCGUGGCCGACCAUUGGCCGUGCAUGAAGAAGUGGAGUUUGGAGUAUAUCCAAGAAAUUGCUGGCUGCCGAACAGUCCCGGUGGAAGUUGGCUCCAGGUACACGGACGAGGAUUGGUCCCAGAGACUCAUGACGGUCAAUGAGUUCAUCAGCAGGUACAUCCUGAAUGAGCCGAAGGACAUCGGGUACCUGGCCCAGCACCAGCUCUUUGACCAGAUCCCGGAGCUGAAGCAAGAUAUUGGCGUCCCUGAUUACUGCUGCCUGGGCGACGGGGAGGAAGAAGAGAUCACCAUCAAUGCCUGGUUUGGGCCCCCAGGCACCGUCUCCCCCCUUCAUCAGGACCCCCAACAAAACUUCCUAGUCCAGGUGCUUGGGAGGAAAUAUAUCCGGCUGUAUUCCCCACAAGAGUCAGAAGCUUUAUAUCCUCAUGACACGCACCUUCUUCAUAACACAAGCCAGGUGGGACCCAGUAUGACAUUUCAGCUUCUCCCCCAUCCCACCCCAUUUCUGGAAUCCAGGCAGAUGGCUUCUCUUGCUUUUUUCAGGUCGACGUGGAGAAUCCUGACUUGGAGAAGUUCCCCAGGUUUGCUGAGGCCCCAUUCCUGUCCUGCGUCCUGUCUCCUGGAGAAAUCCUGUUCAUCCCGGUUAAAUAUUGGCAUUAUGUGCAAGCCCUGGACUUGAGCUUCUCGGUCAGCUUCUGGUGGUCCUAGCCAGGACAAGAGGGGCCUGCUCUGUACCCAUAUGGCGUUGGGUCCUGGAAUCUGCAGACAAGUUGCCUAGGCCUGUGUCCUGAAGAAGCCUUCACUGGGGGCCGAGCUGUGGCACCGGGCCGGCCCAGCAGAGUGCCCAGGCCAGCUAUAUGCAUCAGAGGCAGGCACAGGAGGGCCCAGAGGGACAUUCCAGGCCACACUGUGUGUGGUGGGCAUGACAAGGCCUGAAGAGUGUAGGAAACAGGCAGGCAGCAUGUGCUCUGAGAUUGGCUGCAUAGGUUUGAACCCAACUCCACUGCUUCACUGCCACAUGACUUUGGGCAAGUGUGUCCCUCUGAAAACAGGACAGCACUGGGCCUCAUUACAGAGGGUCUGAAAGGGGGAACGUGUGCAGAGCCCCUGCUGCUCCCCAGCCCUGUGACUUAAGAAAGGCAAGCAUAUCCCGACAGCUGACACCAGAAAUGUCCCAGGCUCCUGCUUGCUAGGAGACUCACUGAUUAGUGACAUUUAUGCAGCGUGUCUGGAUUUGACAUUUGUCACUCUGGAACAUGAGGUAAACAGUAAUCUGUGCCAAACCAAUCAUAAAGGAGAUUUUAGAAGCUUAUAGUAAACCUAAAGUGCAAUUUUACUAACACUCAGAUAUAGGCGGUUAAAGCUACCAACUAAAUUAUAGCACAAUUUUUUAAAAACUCAGACGCAGUGCUGAGGGGGUAAGAUGUCCUGCUGGCAGUUUAGCUCCACAGAAUCUCAGCAGAAAUCAUGCACACAUCAGGGUGCUGAUCCCACUAACCGACGCCCACCCUCAGGAAACACCAGAGCUGGUCAAACAUACACACACAAGUGGCCAUCACAGCAUCAGUUGUAACAGCAGGUCUUAAGGAAAAAGCUCCAUUGUCUUCAUUACACAAAAUCCUCUUGGAAUACUGCUGACACCUGGUCACCAGAUGUAUGGGGUCCAAGCAAGCAAUUCUGCAACACCAGCUAGGUGUCCUAUGAUUUACUUCAAUUCUGACACUGUCCACAUGCAGAGUUUCACAUCCCACAGGUUAAGGGCUCAGUCCCACAAGACCUCUGGGACAGGCAGUCUUUGAGGCGCCAAGAACAAGAGCAGGGUGUUUGGGGGAGGCAAGGAGAAUCCAACACAUUGGCAGUAAUCACAGUGCUGGAGGCUGGUGGGAGCCAUGUGAGAUGGUCACAUGGAGGAGGAAACAUUGGACCAGGGACAUCAAGGCCAGAGGUGGGUCUGGAAGGAUGCACAGAAGAUGGAAUGUGGGCCCAGAAGCAGAGGGGCAGCUCAGUGCAUUGGGGACUGCAGGAGGGCAGGGGUAUAGUACAAAAUUAAAGAGGUAGCGAGAGUCUAGGCUGUGUAGACUGCCAGCAGGCUAGGGCUCACUUGGUUGUGACAGAAACCCAGCUCAGAGUAAUUUAUACAGAAACGCAACGAAGCAGAUGCAUUGGCUCCAUAAUAUACGGGAAUGCUGUCGGAGGAAGCUCAGGCCUCCCCUGCCAGGCUUCUCUCCCUCCCUGGUAACACCUGCUGGUCUGGCUCGGGCUUCAUUCUCCAUCUUGCAGGUAGGCCUUCUCCUCCAGAGAAUAUGACCCCAGCUGGUCAGCUCCAUAUCCUUCAGUGCCAGGACCCCAGGGGAGAUUCUGGCCCCCACAGCCACCCUGGGUAACGGAGAAGGCAUGGAAGAGCAAUGGUGGAAGCUGAAACUAGCUGCUAAUGUAACCAGACCAUGGCAUUUGAAUUUUAUCACAAAGAUCUUGGAAUCUGAGCAGACUUGGAGUACACACAAGAAAGCUGCUGGUGGUGGGGAGGCUAUGGAACUAUGGUGAGUGAGCACAGGUGGGCAGUAUGCAUGGAGGACCAGCAAACACCAGAGCUAUUUAGAACUUAGAGAGUCAAGGGCUUGGAGCAACUGCUUGUGAGAAGAUUGUUUACUCCCCCCUCUUGGCAUCAUUGUUACUCACCUGAUUUUCCAUAUGAAGAAAAUGCCACUGAGCCUGGCACACUAAUGAGGCCUGGUGGCUGCAGGCUGCAGAGAAGCCAUAACACAGGGGCAUCCAGCUUAACUGUCACCCUUCCACAGUGGGGAGGGGGGCAGCCUUUCCAACUGCUGCAGUCCUGUUCCAACCUGCUGUGGAAGAACAGCAGUUCACCUGGAAUGUGGUGUGAUCCUAAAGUCAGGUUAAAACAUGACAUCAAGGCCCACUGGAUGGGAAGACCACCAAAGAUGAAAUCUUUGUGUGCCCUCUGGGCAAGGCUCCAGUGUUGCUAGCAGUCCAGCUAGAGGGCUGGCUUUAGCUCUGAGGAAUGUGCACUAAAAUCAGCUCAGAAUAAAAGUGCCGACAGUUCUCAGAGCCAAGGAUGAGUGCUGGCAUGAGGACUCUGUCGCCCACCCAUCAGAGAUUCACUGAGUCAGUGAGGGCAUCUUAUGGUGUUUCACUCUAUCUUGGAGGGACCCAGUGAGGAAAUCAACAAUAAGAUAGUGCAGAGAGUGGUGAGUGUGAUAACAGAACAGGGUCACAAAUUAAAAUGUGACAAGGGGAAGGGUUGGUGGGGACAUGACUAUUUGAUAGUUGACAUUUGAAUAAGAAGUCUGAAUGACCAGGAAUCCAGAAUUGGCCAUGAAAUUUGAUGAAGGAGCUCCAAGAGCAGGUGCAGUGGUCCUGAGGCAGGGAAGCCUUGGCCUUGGGGGAGGAGGAGCUAGUGCAGCAGGAGCAGAGGGUGCCGGGAGAAUGAAAGGCAGGGACGGGCAGCUCGGCAGGGCCCUGGGCUGUAGCAGCUAAACCAGGGAGAUGUGCUUGGCAUGUGUCUGUGUGAGAAGAACCGGAAAGGGAGAAGACAGGAAAUCCAAAGUGCUGUUAGUGUCACCGUCCAGUCAGUAACUCCUGCAGCAACUGUCGUGGCGUCACUGGGAGACAGCAGUGGACAGGCUAUGUGAGGAACGAGCCAAGCUACCACAAUGGCCUUGAGUACCAGGCAAGGACUUGCGAUUUUGUAUAAGGGUUUUGGGUGGGCCGGGCUAAGGAGUCCUCAGGAAGUGCAUGUUGGUAUCAGCCCAAGGGAGACCAGCAGCAGGAGAGCUGGCAUCCCCAGUGACACAAUGCUCCCUGUGUCACAAUAAGGAUCAGCUGCACCUGCUUCCCCUCGACUAUUAAGACUACCUGCCAAGACAAACAGGAGCUGCUGUGCCCCCCUAGUCCAGGGGUUGGUUUGCUCUUAGUCCCUGGACAGUUCUUUCUUCAUUGAUGGCAUUUGGGAGACGUAUCUCUCCCAGGGAGAGCAGUCUAGCAAUCUUGGAGGGAGCCAGCCGCUGGGACUGCAUCCUGAGGUCAAGCUGGGAGGAUGACUGAAACAACUGAGGUCAGCGACAAUGGCAGCAGUGCCGUGUGACUGAGAAGUCUUACCACCCAGUCUUUUCUAGACUGGUUCUCCUGCCUUCCUGUCACCUCUGCAAGCUUCCUCAUUUCCUUCCAAAAAAAUUCUUCUUAAGGAUGGUUCCUGUUGGCUGCUUGACACAUGACUGAACCCCUCACCCAGUCGUGGGCACCCACAGGCCUUUACCAAUGGGCUGGCAGGUGCCUUCUAAGGGCUGAGCAGGACGCCGCCUGGGCUGGCUCACGGAAGCUCCCAUCUCCUCACUGCCUGGGAGGUUGGCAUAAGCUGCAACUGAAUGAAUGAGCCUCCCACCAGUAGGUGUCAACUUAACCGUGCUCCACACUGGGUUUAUGGAGGUAAACCGGGCAGGCAGAACAUCCCUGCCUUCACAGAUGGAGGCCACCCCACCCAUUCAGUGCCCACAGUUCAUUCACCCUCUGCCUGGUAACAGCAUCUUCAGUUUGCUCAGGACAAAGCCCCUCCUCACUCUCGGCAAUGUGGUCUGGACAAGGCUGCCCUACCCAGGGCUCAAAGGUGAGCCUGAUAUGCUAAUGCCAAUUUGACCAUCCUGUCCGACCUCUGUGAGUAUCCAAAUUGGGGCUGUAAGCCACGAGGAUGUUUGCCAAGGUUGGGAAGCCGCUACAUGAGACCCACCCUGCUCCUCCCAACACCGGGCAUGGGCAUGUGAAGUUGGAAGCAUUGCAGCCACUUUGCUACCAGGAAGAAGGGCUGGGUUUUCUAGGCAACUGUCUUGUAGGCCCUGGGCUUGCAGCCAGCCCA